Molecule: messenger RNA, 660 nt
Organism: Tuber aestivum (summer truffle)
Lineage: Eukaryota; Fungi; Ascomycota; Pezizomycetes; Pezizales; Tuberaceae
Source: the annotation of a GenBank genome assembly
AUGGGCCAGUCACAGAGCUCCCGCAAAUCCGAACCGGGCGCGGGCUACCGUGCUCAGGCGGCAGAACAGGCUCGGGAGCGAACCGAAGCGUUGCGCAAGUCCCAAAACGGUAGCGAUCAAACCUCGUAACCUUUGGUAUAUUGAAUCCGCGAAACUAACAGGCCGUCAGCACUCUAUUCCUCCAAUGCGAAAGCCCACUCCCGUGCAGCGCGCAUGCACCAGCAAAAAAGGGACGAACUCAACGCCCUGGCCAGCAGAGAGAUAUUCCGACACUACAACCCAAGAUACCCCUCCACCGCUGCCAAUUCCACACUCUCCUCGAUCCCAUCGCUCUUUGGCGCGCUGUUCUCACUAUUCGUGGCCGCGCCGAAUGAUCUGUCGCGAUUGGAUCUGCACGGACAGUACGUGAGUGAGGCCAUCCCGAUAGUUGAGGACCACUUGAAGAGGUGUCGGAGGGAAGGGGUCAAGACGACCCUGGUCAUAACGGGGAGGGGCGCGCAUAGUCGUGGUGGCAUUGCGAGAAUUAAGCCGGAGGUUGAAGCGCUGUUGGCUCGUAUGGGGGUCAAGUAUUGGAAGCAUGGGGAGGGGGCCUUUCAUGUUGAUUGUAGAAGGGAAGAUGAGGGGGUUGUGGCAUGGAUUUGGAGGGGGAUAUUCGGGUAG